This is a messenger RNA of Colletotrichum tamarilloi, 309 nucleotides long. RefSeq lists its product as uncharacterized. The transcript is spliced from 2 exons. The record is from RefSeq and is a predicted model, not a curated record. The coding region runs from base 1 to 309 and encodes 102 amino acids. NCBI's taxonomy places the organism in Eukaryota, Fungi, Ascomycota, Sordariomycetes, Glomerellales, Glomerellaceae.
AUGAACUACUUGACCGCCAUUUUCUAUCCAUCUCCAAGGUCGUACUCUUUCCAGAGCGACAUCGAUCCCUAUUCCCCGGCGUCAAGCCGGCGAAGCACAGGAUUUUCGUCCACAUCAUCCUCCUCUACGUAUAGACGAAUCUACGGCGAAGAACAAAUGAUCGAAGGACGUUAUAUUGACAGGAGGAAGCUGCAGGAGCUUUUGAAGGAUAGAUUUGGUCACCAAUACAGGCUGCAGAUGCGGUCGAACAACUACCGACUGUAUGCUGGAAGACGAUUGAGCGAAGAGGAGAUUUUAAGUUGUUGUUAA